Messenger RNA from Perca fluviatilis (European perch), 511 nucleotides. RefSeq names its product ATP synthase subunit g, mitochondrial-like. Bases 101 to 412 code for a protein of 103 amino acids. The record is from RefSeq and is a predicted model, not a curated record. Gene Ontology annotation, biological process: proton motive force-driven ATP synthesis. NCBI's taxonomy places the organism in Eukaryota, Metazoa, Chordata, Actinopteri, Perciformes, Percidae. Gene Ontology annotation, molecular function: proton transmembrane transporter activity. The transcript is spliced from 3 exons.
ACCUCAUGCCACUUUUCUUCAUGUUGUUUCCUCGCGUACUUUCUCAUUACGAAGAGCCGGAGAUCGUUUAGAACCAGAACCCAGGCACAUACUCUUCGUUAUGGCUCAGGCGGGACAGAAACUCGUUGCAAAAGUACCAACUUUACUCGGUGCCGUUGUCACAUACUCCAAACCCCGACUAGCGACCUUCUGGCACUAUGCCCGGGUGGAGCUCGUCCCCCCGUCCCCUGCUGAGAUCCCUAAAGCCGUAGAGGCAGCAUCGAGCCUCAUUAAGAGCUUCCGGGCAGGACGCCUGGGACAAACUACAGUAAAAGAUGCCUUAAGGAAUGGACUCGUGGCCACUGAGGUGCUGAUGUGGUUCUACAUUGGAGAGUGCAUUGGCAAAGGAGGCAUUAUUGGAUAUGAUGUCUGAAUGUUGUACUGUUCUUUCUUCUUUUCACUUUUAAUCGUCACAUUCUCAGCAACCUGCAUCAAAUUUUCAAAAUAAACAAAGUCUAUAGUCAAAAAAGUA